UCAUUUUUAGUGAAAGCCGUCUUUACUAUUUGUCAGCUCUGCUCUCUGAACGCACUUGUUGAUUUUUUGUUGGAAUUAUUAGAGCGCAUUUUUUGGUAGUAAUUUAAAAAUUUUUUUGAUUAAUUCAAUUAAAAAAAUAUAUAUAAAAAAUCGAAAAAUACUGCUGUAAUUUAAUAUGGAUGGAACUCCAAAAUUACAACGAAAGGCUUCGUUGUCGCUAUCAACGCGUCUAAAUCACAAAAGACAUAGUGCAUCGCCUCAAAAUCGAUUAAAGACCUCAACAUCAAAUAGUGCUAUUAAUACACGUGAAUUAAAUAAUAAUCAUGAAACUUUGCAACGUUCUCCCUCUGUGAUAUCAAUUUGUUCCGAUGGUGGCAUCGAAUGCACUCCACCUCACAAGAAAAUGAUUAUGAAUUUGGAUGACAGCUUGGACUAUUCACCAAAGGUUUUCGAUAGCAGUUUUUCUCCAACAUGCCUGCUCUCACAAACUUUGGCCAUCGAUAGUCCUGAGGUAGGUUGGAAGUGGAGUCGUCAUGCAACGAAUGGUGGUAGUAGAGGAGGUUCAAAGUGUGGAAUAGAUGACAAUUCCACACGUACACCGGAUUCAGCAUAUGCCGCCGACAGUAGUUUUGCAUCUGCUGGUUCCAGUAGUACAGAAGUUGGCAAUGUCCGCAGUAGAGCCGAUUCGUACCAACAACGAAUUGCCUAUGAUGCCCGUAGGGAGCAGGAACUGCGUAGAGUUGAAAAAACGAGAGCGGAGGAAAAAUUAAAACAGCGUUGCGCAAAAUUACAAGAACAAUUAAAAAGCGCUGGCACGCAAUCAUCCAAAACGAAGAGUCAAAAUAAAGAUAAUGUUAAACAUUCAUCUAACAGCAGUUCCUUGCUAGAUGUUGAAAUGAAAAGCCUACCAAAAUCAGAGCCAGCGGUGAAAAUUCAUACACCAGAAAAAAUUAAAAAACCAGAACUUUUAAAUGAUUUCUUUAACGACUCCGAUUCCGACUGUUUUCUACUCGAAGCUACACAGGAAAUUGAAUCAAAAAUGGAAGCUAAAACUCAACCAGCCUACAUAAAUUUUGCAAAUAAAACGCCUAAAUCAUCUAGUUCGUCCGAAUGCAAUUCCAUACCUCAUGCCAAUUCCGCACCUGCCGCUACAACUACACCACCACCUAUUGCAGAUUUAUCUUCUUCAAAUAGCACAAAUAAAGAAAAACGUUCCUCAUUCUAUAUGAAAUUUCUGGAAGAUGACUGUCCUGACGACUGGUUUGUUUCGCUCGAUGAGGUUGUCUUACAAGCUACACAAACCAAGAAACCUCGGACGUCUUUACAACGCUAUAAAUCUAUGCCUGCUGAAACGGCAACCAAUUCCAAUGUAUCUUCAAAUAAAAAGGAUAGCAAUGAUAACUGCAUAGUGGAUUCCAAACCGAACACUUCAAAACGGAUACCAUCAGAAGAUGCGGCUUCAUCCUUAUCGAACCUCUCUAAAAUGAAACGACAUUCAAGUACUCAUACUUUGAGUCCAGCUGGUACAAGCUAUCGUAGCCGAAGACAGCUAUAAAAAAGUUGCAAUUUGGUAAUGUACACAACUGAAAUACUCCAGUUAUAAUAAUAACUAACAAGCUACUUUAUUGGCAACAUUUCAUUAACAUUCAUCAAACUUUCUCAUAAAUAAAUAAUUGUUUUGUUAUAAAUACAUUUAAGUUUUAAGUUAUUUACAAAAAUACAUAUUGAAACAAACAUGUUAAAAUUAAUUUUCUUUAUUUUUUUUCUUAUGAUA
Messenger RNA from Lucilia cuprina (Australian sheep blowfly), 1774 nucleotides. RefSeq lists its product as uncharacterized. The transcript is spliced from 3 exons. Lineage: Eukaryota; Metazoa; Arthropoda; Insecta; Diptera; Calliphoridae. The record is from RefSeq and is a predicted model, not a curated record. Bases 176 to 1555 code for a protein of 459 amino acids.